This is a messenger RNA of Oppiella nova, 321 nucleotides long. The record is from the annotation of a GenBank genome assembly. NCBI's taxonomy places the organism in Eukaryota, Metazoa, Arthropoda, Arachnida, Sarcoptiformes, Oppiidae.
AUGUAUAAAUCCCAAAAUAAACAUUUAAUAAAACACUCAAAUGAUAACAAAUUUAAAUUUGAUUUCGAGAAUUGUUUCAAAUUCUAUAAAAGAAAAAUAAGUCUUAAAUUACAUAAGGAGAAAGCACAUUUAAAUGUGAGAUAUGUAUGCGAUUGGAGUGAAUGUCGCAAACAAAAUUCAAUUGUAAUGAAGAAAAUUGUGGCAAAAGUUUUGCAUCAAAAUCUGCACUCAAUUAUCACCGACGCAUACAUUCGGGCGAAAAGCCAUUUGUUUGUCAUUUCAAUGAUUGUCGCAAAAGUUUUAGCUCCAAGUCAAAUUUAA